Molecule: messenger RNA, 11175 nt
Organism: Conger conger (European conger)
Lineage: Eukaryota; Metazoa; Chordata; Actinopteri; Anguilliformes; Congridae
Product: C-myc promoter-binding protein-like
Biological process (GO): regulation of Rab protein signal transduction
Cellular component (GO): cytoplasmic vesicle
Molecular function (GO): protein binding
Source: RefSeq, a predicted model, not a curated record
UAUAAAACGUAGGUAAUGGCUUUCAUAUGUACAAGUACCUUUGUAGAAUUAUGCAGUGGUGUAAUGGACAACAAUGAUAAUUCCUCCAGAGAAAUUCUCCAGUGUGUGGGGAUGGGUGAUGAUGGACAGCAGGAACCCUCGCGUAGCGGACUACUUUGUGGUGGCAGGGCUGAUGGACGAGUCCAAGCCGCUGGACGAGGAGAUCCACUUCGAUGACGCCUGCCACCAGACGGCCCGGCCCAAGCCGCCCGUCACCGACGUCGCCGUGGUGAUGCGCUCGCUCGGCGAGCAGGUGCCCGCGGGGUACACCUGCGUGGAGACCACGCCCUCCGGACUCUCCGCGGACCUGAACGGGGGCAGCCUCAUGGGACCCCAGACCUACCUGUGCUACAGGAGAGGGCGGGACAAGCCCCCGCUCAUGGACCUGGGGGUUCUCUACGAGUGGAAGGAGAGGCUGAAGCAGGGCUGUGACAUCAUUCAGACCACGCCCUACGGUCGCCCGGCCAACAUCAGUGGCUCCUCCUCCCAGCGCAUCUACAUCACCUACCGCCGUGCCCCCAGCAGCCCCUCCCACGCCCUGCUGGCCGUCACGGACAUCUGCGUCAUCAUCCCCGGCAAGGGCGAGGCCCCGCCCCACACCUUCUGUAGGGUGGAGAAGAACCUCAACAGCAGCAUGUGGGGGUCAUCCAUCUACCUGUGUUACAAAAAAUCUGUGGCCAAAACCAACACAAUAGCAUACAAAGCAGGGCUGAUCUGCAGGUACCCAGAGCAGGACUAUGAGUCCUUCCCACUGCCUGAGUCCGUGCCUCUCUUCUGCCUGCCAAUGGGGGCCACCAUGGAGUGCUGGCCCGCCCACACCAAAUAUUCCCUCCCCGUCUUCUCCACCUUUGUGCUGACUGGCGCCUCUGGGGAAAAGGUGUACGGAGCCGCUAUCCAGUUCUACGAGCCCCAUCCCCAGGAAUGUCUCAUGGAGAAACAGCGCCUCCUACUGGGCCUGGUCGACGGGGAGCGUGGGAUCGAGGGCCCCAGGACCGUCCACACCCUCAAGUGCAUCUGCCUCCUCUCUCACUGGCCCUUCUUCGACGCCUUCCGGAAGUUUCUCACCUUCCUCUACCGAUACUCCAUCUCCGGCCCCCACGCGCUGCCUAUUGAGAAACACGUGACCCACUUCAUGCACAGAGUGCCCUUCCCCUCCUCCCAGAGGCCACGCAUCCUCGUGCAGCUCUCUCCACAUGACAGUUUGAUGCUGAGCCAGCCCGUCUCCUCUCCCCUGCCUCUCAGCGGUGGGCGGUUCUCCGCCCUGCUGCAGAACCUGGGGCCGGAGAACGCCGCCACGCUGCUGGUCUUCGCCGUCACCGAGCACAAGAUCCUGGUGCACUCUCUCCGCCCGGCCGCCCUGACCAGCGUCACCGAGGCCCUGGUGUCGAUGAUCUUCCCUUUCCACUGGCAAUGCCCCUACAUCCCGCUGUGCCCAUUGGCGCUGGCAGACGUGCUCAGUGCCCCCUGUCCGUUCAUCGUGGGUGUGGACUCCCGCUACUUUGACCUUUACGACCCCCCGCCAGACGUCAGCUGUGUGGACCUGGACACAAACACCAUCUCCCAUAAUGAAGACAAGAAGGCCCUGACCUGGAAGAUCUUGCCAAAGAAGGCCUGCAAAAACCUGAUGAACAUCCUGAGCGACCUGCACCAGCAGCUCACAGACGGCCAGCAGAAGCCCAGGGAGGAUGGUCUGCUGGAGCCGUCGCUGAGCGAGCAGGACUUCGGGGGGAAGAGCCUGCAGACGCUGGAGCUGGAGAUCCAGGAGGCCUUCCUGCGCUUCAUGGCCGCCGUGCUGAGGGGCUACCGCUCCUUCCUGCGGCCCAUCACCCAGGCGCCCUCCGAGAAGGCCACCGACGCCAGCUCCCUGUUCGACCUGCAAGGGUUCCUGAGAAGCCGGGACCGUUCGCAGCAGAAGUUCUACUCCUUCAUGACCAAGACGCAGAUGUUCAUCCGCUUCAUCGAGGAGUGCUCCUUCGUCAGCGACAAGGACGCCAGCCUGGCCUUCUUCGACGACUGCGUGGAGAAGCUCUUUGGCACCGAGAGCGGUGCGGACAAAGGAGUAAAGGCAGACAGUGAGCGGUCAGAGGAGACCAGGCUGAUCGAGCUGGACGAGUCCCAUCGCAGCGAACACACAGUCUUCAUCACCCCCCCAGAGCUGCCCCCCCUCCCUGACGGAGAGGAGUACCCGCUACGCUACAGCUACAGCGGGUUCCCUGUGCUAAACGCUGAGCUGCUGGAUCCCCCUGAGGGCCUGCGCGCCCCCGCCUCCACCCUGGCCUCCCGCCAGACCUGCCCCGCCAGCCCCGCCCCCAUGUUCCGCCGCACCAAGCAGGAGAUAAAGUCGGCGCACAAGGUGGCCAAGAAGUCUUCGUCCGUGCCGCAGCAGUGGGCCGGUUGCCUGCUGAGGCACUGCUACGGCCUGUGGUUCAUCUGCCUGCCCGCCUACGUGGCCGUCUGCCACUCCAAGGUGCGGGCGCUGCGCACCGCCUACGACGUGCUGCGGAGGAUGCAGGCCAGGAGGCUGCAGGCCCCCGACGAGGUGUGUUACCGGGUGCUGAUGCAGCUCUGCGGGCAGUAUGGCCAGCCGGUCCUGGCGGUCCGGGUCCUGUUUGAGAUGAAGAAGGCUGGGGUGCACCCCAACGCCAUCACCUACGGGUACUACAACAAGGCUGUGUUAGAGAGCACCUGGCCCUCCACCACCAGGGGGGGCUACUUCCUGUGGAUGAAGCUUCGCAACGUGGUGCUGGGCGUGGCCCAGUUCAGGCAGGCUCUGAAGAGGCAGCAGGCCAACGCAGCGCAGACCCCUCUGUCAGAUGGCAGCGAUCUGGACGGAGUGAGUCACGGCAGCACGGACGGGUCUAACGACACUAACCCCGGAGACCACGCCGCCAUCAGCUGCCUCAAAGUAGACCCCGCUGACGAUAGGUCUAGCACAGGGGGACAGUCAGAUUUGGGGUAUAACUCCCUGUCCAAAGAGGACGUGCGCAGGGCAGCCUGCGGAGCGCAGGCCAGCGCCCCCGAGAAGGAGGAGCGGAAGAAAGAGAGCGACUCCAGCUCUCUGUCGGAGACUGAAAGUGCCAAAGGCAGUGGGGACUGCCUUCCUCAGCUGGACUUCCCUGAGGCCAGUGACGUGUUCAAGCCCCUCGCUGGCAUCGUCCGUAGCAACCGUCCCUACGGCAACGCGGCCAGCGGGUCACAUGAUUCCAGUGCAGACCACGUGGCUGGGCUCCUCUUCACCUCCUCCCUGGAGGAGAUCGGCACGGUUCAGGGCGGCAGUCUGCACAGGCAGAGGAGCAGCGUGGAGGAGCGGCAGGGUGUGGAGGACUGGCUGGGGGUCAGAGGUCGCAGCCUGAGCGUCGACCCGGCCGGGGGGGUGGGGGUCCUGGCGCUGGGCAUGACCCAGGCGGAGACGGACCCCGCCCGCAUCGCGGAGAGCCUGGGCGAGGACGCCAAGAUCCUCUCCGGAACCUUCUGGAAGGCCCAGCGGCCGGACUCCCUGGCGGUGGGGGGAGGGGGGCGGGCGGUGCGUUCCCAGACUCGGGACGCGGGCGGCGCGCGCGGGCGUUGCCGUGACGACCGGCGGGGCAGGCAGGACUCCAGCGACGAGGAGAAAGCGGAGACCAUCUUCGCCCUGGAUGACCUGGACGAGGAGGUGCGGGACGAGGGCAGGGCGAAAAGGACCGCGGGCGGGGGCGCGGGCGGGGGUGCGGGGGAGGCGGAGCGGGCCGUGGUGCGGGUGGGCCUCGACCCGCUCUCCCUCCUGGUGGCGGAGACGGAGGAAGAGGAGGAGGAGGAGGAUGAGCCCGACGCUGAGGGCGUGCUGACUCCUCGGCGCCACCUGGCGGAGGAGAUCGAGAUGUACAUGAACCACCUGGGCAGCCCCCUCAGCAGCCGCACGCCCAGCAUGGACCUGCAGGACCCCUCCAGCGCCCGCCUGUACCCCAGCUCCCCCCGGCAGCGCGCCCUGUCCCCCGCCCGGCCGGGCGCCCUGUCCCCCGCCCUGCCGGGCUCCCCCUCCUCCACGGCCUUCGCCCUGGACACCCUCCUCACGCCCACGCUUGACGUCUUCCGCAGCAGCAUGUUCUCCGCGGGGAAGGGCGUGGCCGAGAAGGCCAGCCGCUGGUACUCCCGCUUCGCCACCUACGCCUCGCCCACCAAGGACGCGAACUACGAUCGGAGAAGCGUGUCUUCCCUGGGCGCGGGCGACCCGGACAGCUCAUCCCUGCUGGGAGAGGAGUCGAGCCCGGACCCUGGGGGUCUCUCCUCCCCCCAGCGGAAAGGGCCCCGCAGGAGCCCCUGUCUGACCCGCUCGGAGAGCCCUGCCCUGGGCCGCGCCCCGAACCACACGCCGCUCCCCAGGUCCAGCCAUCAGCCCUACCCUGCAGGCUGCGCGGCGUCGCCGUCCAGCUUCACGCUGCCGGACCGGUCCGAGCUGGGCUCCUCCCACCACACCAGCAGCACCAGCAUCUUUCACAACUACGCCAUGGAGGUGCUGAUCUCCAGCUGCUCGCGCUGUAAGACCUGUGACUGCCUUGUGUAUGACGAGGAGAUCAUGGCCGGCUGGACCGCGGACGACUCCAACCUCAACACCACCUGCCCCUUCUGCGCCAACCCCUUCCUGCCCUUCCUCAACGUGGAGAUCCGCGACCUGCGGAGGCCUGGGAGGCUCUUCCUGAAGAGCAGUCCCUCGGCGGAGGAUGCCCUGUCCUCGUCCUUCUCCGUCUCCACGGGUUUGGGGACGGGCACGUCCACGCUCUCCACCCCCGGGCCCACCACCGCGCUCCUCUCUCCGCCCUCUCCCAGAAUCACCCUGCAGGAAUGCCCCGAGGGAGACAGCAGCUACGCCCCGGCGCGCUGCAUUGAUAUUCCCACGGAGCGUCGGCAGGGAGCCCUGUCCCCGGGGGCCCACAUGGUCCGCAGCGUCAGCGCCUUCCAGCCCCUGGAGGAGCCCCUGCGAGCCGGCCUCCCCACCGUCCCCACCGGCAGCCUGCCCAGCCGGCUGAACGAGGCCGCGGACCUGCUGAGUCUGGACUGGCGUCUGCACGACCCUGACCCGGCCACGGUGCCCUACCUCAGCCCGCUGGUGCUGUGGAAGGAGCUGGAGAGCCUGCUGGAGAACGAGGGGGACCAGGCGCUGGCCGCCCGCGGCGUCCUGGACCAGCACCCCAUCGUCUUCUGGAACCUGGUCUGGUACUUCCGCCGGCUGGACCUGCCCAGCAACCUGCCGGGCCUGGUGCUCACCUCCGACCACUGCAACCGCGGCUCCCAGAUCCCUCGCCACUGGAUGUCUGAGGACAGUAAGCAUGUUCUGAUCCAGAUUCUGUGGGACAACCUGAAGCUGCACCAGGACCCAGUCCAGCCCUUCUACAUCCUGUGGAACACAUACAGUCUGAACUACCCAAUACCACGGCCAGUGAGGGAAGAACAGGCGGCCUUUGGAGAGGAGCUUCUGCAGGGAGUGGUCAGGAGCAUCCAGAAGAACGACGUGUACCGGCCCAUGAGCCAAAUGCUCAAACUGCUGGCACAGACCCUGGGGAUCAGGAGGCAAAGGAGUUUGUACAGAGACAUCCUGUUCUUGUCCUUAGUGGCUUUGGGCAAAGAUAACAUUGACAUCGAUGCCUUCGACCGCGAGUACAGGCAGGCGUACGACCGUCUGACCCCCGGCCAGGUCAAGCUCACGCGCAACUGCGACCGCCCGCCCAGCGCCGGGGUGAUGGAGUGCCGCAAGUCUUUUGGGGAGCCGUACCUGUGACCGGUCCGAGUCCAGCCAUGCCCACUACUCCCUGUUCCUCCAGUAAUGACACUGCUCCUGACCACAGCAGGAAGUGAGGUCACGCACCAACAGAGGAGCCGAUGAGGCCUGACAGGAAGUCAGUAGGAAUUAUUGUUCCUCGAGUAAUGACACCGUUCCUGACCACGGAGGAGCCCAACAACAUGGGGCAGGAAGUGAGGUCACACACCGAGGGAGGAGCCUAUGAGGCAUGACAGGAAGUGAGAUCACUAUAGGAAUCACUGCCACUGACACCGACACAUGGGGCAGGAAGUGAGGUCACACACCAAGUGAGGAGCCUAUGAGGUGUGACAGGAAGUGAGAUCACAAUAGGGAUCACUGCCGCUGACACUGACUCAGCGGGGGCCUCGAGAACAACCUGACACCUUGGCCACUGCCAGCCCCCUGAAGACCAGGGUCUUUACUGAAAUGACCAGAAGAGGGCGAUGGAGAGAGCAGGCAGAAAAAGUGUUCCAACCACACUGCCCGCAUCCAAAUGGAGUUUACAUGGCAGUUAACCCAAGGAGCCUAAUGGCAAAAUAUGCCUCUUUAAUAGUGGCCUAGCAUAGAUACGAAACGCUGUUCUUUACAGAAAAAAAGAAAAUAUAUAUCUGGUAUUAUGCGGUACAUGGGUUUUCAAAAUCCUGAACAGACUAUAUUGUAUAAAAUGCCCUGUACAGACAAUGUUACAAACUUUUGUAAAGCAACAUUUGUAUUAUACACUCAUGUAUUGAGACUAAUAUUGGCAAUAUUUUUGCUUAACUAGGAUUCUAUUUAUACAGAUUUUCCAUUAUUUAUUUCGGUAUGUCUGCUUUUGCUCUUAAAUCAGCUGUUGUGGUCAAGCUAUCUCUUGUUCCAGAGGAUCCUUUCCCCACAGUUUGCCUGAAUGGAGCAUUUCUCAGACCGACACACUCUGAUCUCACACUCCAGACUUGAAUAUAUUCCCCUCAUCAGUUGCGACAUAAUUGGCGUGUGCCAUCACUAGUGUUGUCUGGAGAUCUGUCUUUUGAUUGGCCUUCCCUGACUAGCUUUGUUUAACAUUGGGCUUGCAAUUGCAAUGAAAUCCUUGCAGAACAUUGCACAGAAAAUACCAGAGCUGGUCACACAUGUACUGGCCUUAUACAUUUUACUGUGAAAUGCACACGCCCUAUAUAAUGGACCAUACGCACAAUAUAUUUCCAUUAGCGAUUUAGCUUUUACAUAUGUUUGUUGUGUAUUGUAUUGUUGUACAAAAUAAUUAUAUGUGUUCCUCAUAGCACCGGCAUAUUUACAGGAACAUUUCUUCAAUGGCCCGGCUCAACAAAUUCAUAUUUUUAACCUGCAGCUCACGAUUCACACUGGACUUCAGUGUUCAUUUAUAUAUGAAUAUAUACAUUUACAUGUAUAUAAUUUGGCAGGUGCCCUUGUUCGGGAGACUUCGGAGUGAAAAGCUUUGCAUGCAUGUAUAAGCAGAUAAACUCAAAUAAGUACUGUCCGCACAGUGCAGACAGUAGGGGUAGUGCAAUCGGGGUAGGGAAAGGGUUAAAUAAGUUUUCAGGGUAGGUCAGUUCUUCUCUGAAGAGAUGGGUCUUCUGUCGGUUGCUGAAGAUGGCGUGUGACUCUUCUGAUGGCCUUGGGGAGGCUGUUCCACCACUUAGGUGCGAGCACCAGAAGUUUGUGGAGAUCUUCAGGAGAUCUUCAGUGGAGAUCUGUCCUUGCUCCUUCCAACGUCAGUUUGAGGAUGCACCAGUUACAGACGUGGCAGAUGGGUAGCAGAUGGAGAGAGGAGGAUCCACAGGACGAUCGUUUAUAUGUCACACAAUCCGAAAAGGAUGCGCUCAUGUUUCCGUGCUCAAGUAAAUUGUUCGAGUUCCAGGACAGGAAAAGAACAAAGAGACAGAAAAAGUAGUUGGAAAGAGCCCAGGGUGUAGGGCUUGGAGGGUGUAGGGCAGGGAUCAGCAACUCAUGGUCCUCGAUAAUAUACAGUGUAGUCCAAAAGUAUUUGGGCAGUGGUACAAUUUCUAGUCUUUUGGCUCUAUACUCCAACACAUUGCAUUUAAAAUGAAAGUAUAGACUGUAAUGUUUAAUUUGAAUGUACAUCCAUAUCAGGUGAUCCAUGUAUGAAUUACAUCCCUUUUUAUACAGACCCCCAUUUUAGGGGACCAGAAGUAAUUGGACAGUUGUCUUCUCAGCUGUCUCAUUAGUCAGGUAUAUUCAGUCGCUUUCUUAGUGCAGAUAUAAGAAAGCUUUCAGUAUCUAGUCUUGAUUCUUUCAUUUUGAUUGCCUUUGGAGUCUCUUGUUGACGUUUGUCAACAUGAGGGCUAGAGUUGUGCCAAUGAAAGUCAAGGAAGCCGAGAAAUAAGACGAAAGCAGUCACAGACAAAGGCAAACAAUAUUUUUAUAGUUCGGGCAUGUAUGGCUGUCACAGGUGCUGGCUCACUUGCCUUCAUUGACAAUGUAACAGCAGAACGAAUUCUGAAGUGUACAGAAGCAUCUUAUCUGCUCAAGCAUCUACUCAAAUGCCUCCAAGCUCAUUGGACGGCGCUUUAUCCUAUAGCAAGGCAAUGAUUCCAGACAUACUCCAGUGCUCUCGUUCUUUGUUUGGCCUAUGUCUCUGACUUUUUUUUUCCUACAUUGAUGUAAAUACUGUCAAAUACUGUCUGAACUUUGACCUCAUAUUCAUUGUUUCAUUUCAAAUCCAGUGUGCUGGAGUACAGAGCCAAAAGAACAGGAAUUGUACCGCUGUCCAAAUACUUAUGGACUGCACUGUAAGUCACAAAGUGACGUACUGUAAUGGCUCUAAGAGCCACUCAGAUCACUCCUCGCUCAUCAGCAAGGUGAGCCCACAAAUGGUGUGGGAAAACUUUCAGGUUUUUCACAUCAUUUGCAGUUUGACUGUUCAUGUCGAAAGAGAAAUGAACACCUUCCCUUGAAAUCCUGCAUGCAAUUAAGUUUGCUUUACUGCAUUUUUAAUAUCUGCCAUUCAGAACCAUUAUUUUCUGCUUUUAAAUCUUUAUGUUCCUCCAUUUUAUCAGAGGAAAUGCUUUUGCACACUUUCAUAUACAGCGCUUAAGUUUAUGAAGCCAAAAAACGCACAAUCCAAAACUACAGUAAAUGGUGUAAUGUUACCUUUUGCAUCCAGACAGGUAGUCAGUAAUUAUGCUGAAUACAGAAUGUACACAAACAUGAAUUGUGUAGAAUUGAGACGUGUUGUAGACAAGUUUACUGUUUGUCAAGUUUUCAGGUCUGUGUUAUUGCUCUGUGCUACGAGAAACGCCCUUUCCAAAAUCACAGCUCAGGAUUUUUCCAUCCUAAACACAGAAGUCCAGACACCAGACAACACCGCAGGUCCUCCGCACGAUCCAGACAGCAAUCCUCAGAUUGUUUACACUGUGCUGAUUUCAGUCCUUGAGAAUCAGAAAUGAGCACAGUGGUUAAAUGUGCUGCAGGGACUCCCUUAUUGAGUACCUUAUUGAGUGACCAAUGACAUCCCUGCUGAAAAAAAACAGCUCAAGCUAAGUUUUGAAACGGCUGGUAGCUGGUCAACAAGCUACCAGCACUAGCUGGUUGACCGGCUCAUACCCAGCUAGGCCAUAUUUAUGACCAGCUUGGUCAUGCUGGUUGACCAGCUCAUAACCACCUAGACCAGCUUUAUGACCAGCUUGGUCAUGCUGGUUGACCAGCUCAUAACCACCUAGACCAGCUUUAUGACCAGCUUGGUCAUGCUGGUUGACCAGCUCAUAACCACCUAGACCAGCUUCAUGACCAGCUUGGUCAUGCUGGUUGACCAGCUCAUACCCAGCUAGACCAGCUUUAUGACCAGCUUGGUUAUGCUGGUUGACUAGAUCAUACCCAGCUAGGCCAGCUUAUGGCUAGCUCGACCAGCUCAACUUUCAAGCCUGUCAAGCUGGCAUAGCUGGAUUUUACACCAGGGAUGCCUCCCUCCCCAUACCCUCCUCUGUGUCCAAAGCAAACUACAAAGAAUUGAAAACAAAGGGGGAAAAUAACUUUUAAAAGAUAACAUUGACACAAAGAUUUGUCAGGAAAAUUAUUAUAGUCAGUAGGCAGAAAUGUGAAGAUGGUUAGCAAACACUAAAUGAAAUGCUUUCACAUUUAUUUUGAAUGCCUUUGAGUGUUUUAUGGUUCAACAUUUUACAUUUUUAUGUUAAUCACAACAUGUAUUUUUCUUAGCUUGUUCUGAAAUAUUACACCAAAAACCGACUGAAUUACAAAAUUGUUAUUGGGGAAAGCAUCCAUUUGGAAAAUAGAUCUAUGUCUAAAAACUCUUAGAUUUGAGUUUGUAGCUUUUUGCCAUUAUCCAGUUUUGUUUCUGUUGAAAGUUGACAUUUGGGACAAGCCUCAGUAUUGACAAUCCCUUGUAUGUUGCAUAUUCGGAGUGAUGCUGACCUGGGCCAUGUCCAAAACAGGCUGCUAUCUACUGUGCCCUCAAAAUAUGUCCUGUCUACUAAACGUACUGCUCAUUCGUAUUAGUACGCAAUGGUCUCCCAAAUGCAGACUGUAAGAAUGUAGGCAAAAUGUCCUCUCAAUUUCGUGUCCUUAUUAUACAUAUUUCCCAGGUUUUGCUCAGUGUCUUCAGGGAGUACGGUAUUCAGAUAUACUUUUUAGGAGGCCCACAGAAAGGAAGAGAUGGAACCAUCUUUGGUUCCAAUCACAGUUUAAUAGAUCGUAGGCGGGGCUUUUUAUAUACAUGUGUCUUACGACACUUCCACCGUACUGUUGGAAAAUAGUUGGAAAAUAGUAUGGAGGAAAUGUCAGUGUUCAGUAUGCUUCAUAGAUGAAACCCUGGAAAUACUUAUAUCAUCCUGGGAUUUUAAGUACACUACAUUUAAGGGAAUCUUUUCACCAACUUAAAAACUUUAUAAUUCAGUGUACCCCAUUUACAUACUCAAUAGUAGCUGUUUCGGACAUGGCCCUGAUACCCCAGUGAAUUAAUGAAUGUCACAGAGGGCUUGUGUAAUGGCCAGCAGAGGGCCAUGAAAAGUGUCCAAUGAGAGCUGGCCAAACAGUUGAUGGACAGCAGUGGUCACCCAACCACGACCUAACAGACAUACUAUGCAAUCGUAGUUGUCCAAGAGGUAUUGCUAAUUGUAUAUGAAGUGGUUGUUAAUAUCUUGAAACUUGAAGCCUUUAUUCCAACCCACUUGGAAAGACAGCAUUGUCUAUGGACCCAGUCUCCUAAGAGGUGUUCUCUGCCUUGCAGUCCAUGUAUAUCAAAAAAAUAAAAUAAAAAUGUAAAAUGCGUCAGGCAGCCUGCUGCUGUUUAAAACAUCACUGUGUUUACUGAGCUGUGCACUAACAAGGAGUCUGUACAUCUCUGGAUCUGUAUGUUCAUCUUUUUAGACUGUAAAUAAACAUAUAGUCAUUGA